CCGAAGGUUUAACCCAGAUGGCGCCUCCUGUUUAUACCCAGGAAGAUACCAUUGCGAUCAGCUGCCAUUUCUAGCUUUCCCAGCAAGUGCAUAGACCAAGUACUGUACAGCUCCAGCAUGCUCUCGAUGCCCUUCGUCGUCGCGCUCCUCACGCGCAAGUACUCGAUGGACGGCCGGCCAAGCCCGGCGGCGCUGCCCUCCGCCGACGAGUGGGGCCCUCGGUACGACGCGUCCGGCGACCGCCCGCUAAAGCCCACCACGGACGCGCUCGUGACCAAGCAUGAGUAUAGGGACCGGUCCGACACGGCCUCGACCGUCUCGACGUCGGCGUCGCACGACCUCGCCGCCAUGUACUACCCUGCCACGCGCAGCAGCCGUCGCCGUCGCCACGACGACAAUGACAACGACGAGACGACGACGACGACCUUUAUGAUUCCCGAAGGCGCCCAGUGGCGCAGCGUCUUUGAGCGGCUGUACCAGCCCGACUACCACCAGAAGCGCGACGAGCGCCUUGCCGAGGCCCGCGACCGCAUCUAUGCGGUCGAGUGCACGUUUCGCCCGGCGAUCGCCGCCCGCGCCGCCAACGACGACGACGACGACAAGGCAGACAGUGUGGCCGACGAGCCCGCGACGCUGACGAUCGUCGCGCGCCUGUAUAGCCCGACGUACCACCAAGACCGCCUCGCGCGCCUUGAGGCCAAGCGCCAGGCGUAUGCGUUCCAUCCGACAACGAACGAGCCGACGCGGCCGCUGCCGCCGAUCGAGACUCGGCUCUACUCGGCCACGUACCUCCAAGAGCGCAACGAGAAGCUGCUUCGAUUGAAGGUGCAGCUCGAGCUCGUCGAGUGCACGUUCACGCCCAAUAUCAACACACACCUGAACGUCUCGGUGCGCAAGCCGCUGUACGACCCGUCGUACCACCAGACCCGGAGCUCGAUUCUGCUCCUGAUGCAGGACCGGCACAUGGUCAAGCCGACGCAGCUGCGCCGGACGACCUCGAACGCGUCGACGUCGAGCACGACCACGAGUGCGCGGCGACAGGCGUAAUCGUCGUUGCAGUUUUUUCAUAUUUAUUGUCAAUAUUGUCUAUCAACGCGCGGGGUUGUGUUUACGGUACCUA
Molecule: messenger RNA, 1120 nt
Organism: Saprolegnia diclina VS20
Lineage: Eukaryota; Oomycota; Saprolegniomycetes; Saprolegniales; Saprolegniaceae
Exons: 1
Coding region: 118-1047 (309 amino acids)
Source: RefSeq, a predicted model, not a curated record